AACCAAGCGAAGGCCACCUGACAAGGAUCUCUGUAGCGUAAUCACUUGAAUGUGACUGUGGCAAUGGAGAAGUUCAUCCUUGUGUUCCUCUCGGUUCUUGUGUCGUAUGUCGCAGCACAACGCCCCAACAUUGUUUUCAUAGUUGCAGAUGAUUUAGGAUGGUACGAUGUUGGUUUCCGAAACCCAACCAUGAAGACUCCUAACAUCGACAAACUGGCAACAGAGGGGAUCAUCUUCGAGAGCGCUUAUGUCCAGCCUUAUUGCACCCCGUCUCGCACGGCCUUCAUGAGUGGAAUGUUUCCAUUCAAAGUCGGCAUGCAGCACAAGGUUCUGGAUGAUAAUCAGGCUGCAUGUGUGCCUCUCAACUACACCUUCCUGCCACAAGAAUUGAAGAAACUUGGCUACGCUACACAUAUGGUCGGCAAAUGGCACCUGGGUUUCAGUAAAUGGGAGUGCACACCAACGUACAGAGGAUUCGAUACGUUUUUCGGUUACUACAGUGCACAAGAGGGCUACUACAAUCAUACAGUUGGUGCCUAUUUAGACUUCCGAGAUAACAAACUUCCUGCGUGGCAUUACAAGGGAGAGUAUUCAGCUUAUACAUUCACCAAGAAAGCUAUUGACAUCAUCAACGAACACAACGUGUCCCAGCCUCUGUUUAUGUACCUGCCCUAUCAGAAUGUGCAUGCUCCGAUUGAGGUUCCUGAGAAGUACUACAACAUGUAUCCUAAUGUGAUGAACGAAGGCCGCAGGACAUAUUCAGGGAUGGUUUCUGCCCUCGACGAAGCAGUUGGAAACGUUACACAGGCACUUAAAGAGAAGGGGUUGUUUGAAAACACACUCAUUCUGUUUACAGCUGAUAAUGGCGGUCCUAUCAUUAGUUAUGCUUGCAUCUGGCCUCUGAGAGGAGGGAAGCACUCAAUCUGGGAGGGGGGCACCAGAGGGGCAUCCUUCAUGUACGGUGCUGGACUAAAGAAAACAAAGACAACUUACAAUGGAAUGAUGCAUGCUGUAGACUGGAAGCCUACCUUAGUGACAGCAGCAGGUGGAACACCCGAGACAUCAAUCGAUGGUAUAAGCCACUGGGAAUCCAUCAGGAAUGGCCUUCCGUCGUCAAGGACCGAGUUCAUAUACAACCUUGACGACUUCGAACCUGCAGUGGAGGGCCAUGCUGGAAUACGGGUUGGAGACUACAAGCUAAUAAUGGGCUACCCAGGUGGACCUGAUGGUUGGCACAAGCCUAUGAACGGGACAGAAAGGGAAUUCUAUGAGACCAUUGUAUAUUUUAAAGGCGAUAGUCCAGUGCAGCUCUACAAUAUACUUGAGGAUCCUACUGAGCAUAACGACCUGGCAGCACAGAUGCCGGACAUUGUUGACAAACUAAGAGCCCGGCUAGAGGACUACCGGAAGCAGAUGGUACCCGCCCUCUACCCUCCUCCUGAUCCUGCAUCUAACCCUAAAAACUUCGGAAACGUCUGGAGCCCCGGAUGGUGUUGACCUUUAGAUUAACUUGUGUCAAAUAAUAUUUAUUUCCACUGAAAUAGAGUGGCCUGGUAAAAUACUGCCUGAAUGAAGUUAGUAUCGCUGAAAUACUAGGUGACAGUGCUAUGAAUUUAUUUGUGUUUGUCUCAUAUGAGAAAUAAAUAAGAGUUUGCUUUGAGUCUCCAUGUUAUAUUAUGCUAUCCUUGGGCUGAUCGCCAUUCACUAAAUUAAAAUAUGACGCUUAAA
Messenger RNA from Haliotis rubra (blacklip abalone), 1728 nucleotides. RefSeq names its product arylsulfatase B-like. The transcript is spliced from 14 exons. NCBI's taxonomy places the organism in Eukaryota, Metazoa, Mollusca, Gastropoda, Lepetellida, Haliotidae. The record is from RefSeq and is a predicted model, not a curated record. The coding region runs from base 64 to 1497 and encodes 477 amino acids.